Messenger RNA from Acipenser ruthenus (sterlet), 2313 nucleotides. RefSeq names its product zinc finger protein 112-like. Bases 608 to 1999 code for a protein of 463 amino acids. The record is from RefSeq and is a predicted model, not a curated record. The transcript has 4 exons. Gene Ontology annotation, molecular function: DNA-binding transcription factor activity, RNA polymerase II-specific; RNA polymerase II cis-regulatory region sequence-specific DNA binding. NCBI's taxonomy places the organism in Eukaryota, Metazoa, Chordata, Actinopteri, Acipenseriformes, Acipenseridae. Gene Ontology annotation, biological process: regulation of transcription by RNA polymerase II.
GACAGGGAGGCCAGCCAACCAGUCUCUCUUGCUGGGGGUUAAGAGUGUUUCUGCAGCCAAUAAUACGCGAUGGUUUCAACCAGCCCCGCCUUCUGAUAGUGACGCAAUUCAGUAUAGGAAAUAGAAACGUUUGCUUUGUUUACGUGGAGAGAGAUCGCUGUAUCAGUGAUGAUUUUACAAGUCUGUCUCCUGCUGUUUAAAGUAUUUAGGUUGGAUCGAAAUGUUUUCUAAUGAUUUUUGUGUUUGUUUAUUACCUGCACUGAGUUCCGGGAAAUGAAAAGCAUCCCCUUUCUGUGUUGAAUUUCACAUACAGAGUGGAGUGGGUCAGUCGCAUCUGCAGACAAGUUGAGCUUUUCAAUGAGAUUAUUUACUGAGAAACAAACGCGUUUGAAUUCCAGCAGAGCUCAGCGGGAUUUGGAAAGACGAAAGUAACUCCUUGCAAAGCCUGUUGUUUGUGUUCUUUCAUUAUCACACCAGAAGAAGUGAUGAAUAUAUUUGAAUGGGAAGGCUACAGUAAAAAAUAAAUAUUACUAAAUAAAAACCGAACCCGGUGUUUCUGAAUGAAAAGAGGAUUCCGCUAGACCAGUCUGAAACUAAACCAGUGAAGAUGGACGUCAGUGUGUCCGUGUCGUUCUUUCAAGACGAGCUCGCCUCUACCAUCGAGCACGCAGUGAAAGCGGCUGUAGACACCGUCUUGUGUGCGAUUACUAAAGUUGUCGGCAGCAAAUUCACUGAAUUCCAAGUGGAAAUGGCUGGAAAGGAGAAAGAGAAUGAAAGUCUGAAGCUGAGAUUGGAAAUAUCAGAGAGCGAGUUGAAAGCUGUGCGAGGGUGUAUAAACGCUGCAGAUGCAGAUAUAAAACAACCUCUAAUAUUUCAAGUGCAAUGCACACGGGACGACGAAGGAACCAAAAAGGGCUAUCUACAGAAGGAAGAUACCAAAGAGAGCCACACUAUCCCCGAGUCUGAAGUACAGGAGAGGCCAAAGAUAGAAGCAGUUUACACACAAGAGGAGUCCUUUGAGCAGGAGUGGUGUGCAAGUCUAAUGCAGGUUACAGAGCUGGCAUUUGUUAAAGAUGAAGAGGUCCCUCAACAGGAAUGUGUUCCUAUUAAAGAGGAAUUCAUAGAGCAGGAAUGUGUCGCAGAGGAACUUCCUAAUGAAAAUAAUGUCUGUACACUUGAGGAGAACAAGAAACUGGGAUCCAACCUGUGUGAUGAUCCUCCAUCUGAAUGUGAACUGGGAUUUAGAGCUUCUAAAGUAGAUGAAGGAGAACACAACUCCAGUCCAUCACCACAGUGCAAAAACUCUUCUAGAGGCAAACUACAGUGCAAGAAACACAGAGAAACACCACCCCGAGAAGAAAAUGUGAAGACAUUGAGAACUCACUCAGUUAAAAUUCCUUCUUUACAAGACAGGCACCCACUUACUGUGGAGAGUACAGAGACGGCACAUUCUGUAUGUUUUAACAAUUCUGAAAUCCAGGGCAACUUGAAGACCUUGCCUCAUUCUGUUAAAGGUGGGAAGAGUUCCUGUCAAUUAGACGUUCCUGAAACUCACAAGGGAAAUCCCACAGGAGGGACUACGUUUUUCUUGGCUGAUUGUGGGAAGAGUUUCAAUCAUAUAUCACUGCUUAAAAGAUACCAGCGCAUUCACACAGAAGAGAAACCUUCCCACAUACAGUACAGUGAUAAGAGUUUCACAGAGUUAGGAAAUCCUCAUUCACACCAGCGCAUUCACACAGGAGAGAAUCCUUAUCACUGUGCUGAGUGUGGAAAGAGAUUCAGUCACUCAGGAAACCUUAAAAUCCACCAGCGCAUUCACACUGGAGAGAAACCUUAUCACUGUUCUGUUUGUGGGAAGAGAUUUAGUCAGUUAGGAGACCUUAAUAAACACAAGCGCAUUCACACAGGAGAGAAACCUUAUCACUGUGCUGUUUGUGGGAAGAGAUUCAGCCAGUUAGGAAACCUUAAAAGACACCAUAAAAUUCACACUGGUGUGUAAUCCUAUCCCUGCACUUAAUGUGUGAAGAAGUGAAGUAGGUUGCUGGCUCUUACAGGACCCGAGAGCAUUCUCAGAAUUGCAGACACUUGGGGACACCUAAACAACAGGAGUGCAUUUGACUAAAUACAGAAAUAUUUACUGAAAACCAAAAGAAUAAACUUGCUUGAUAAAUAGGGUCAGCUCUAAUCACAAUUUAUUCAGAACAAAAACUCACAGAAAAAAUAUGAACGACUACAUCUUGUAUUCAUCGUUGUUGAGCAUUCGGAUUGUGUUACGUCACAUUAGUAAUAUAUUAAAUAGAUUGUUAUUAUGUA